CAAACUUACUAUGUACUAAGUAAAUAAGUUCUUAAAAUUAUCAAAUUAUAUCCUAUACUAAGUAUUUUAACUUUACUCAUUGAAGAUGAGUUUGAAGAACACGACUUUCAAUGUAUUUCUAAGUUGUUGUGUAAAUUCUUUUUUAAUGGAAAUAUUGAUGGCAAAAGCGCCUGAAAGUGCCAACUUCGUUACAUUUUUGCAAUUUUUAUUCAUAUCAAUACAGGGUUUUUUAUUUAGAACUUUUAGUGUGUUUAAUCCAAACAUUCCAUUCAAGAGAUAUUUCAUACUAAUAGCUUUGUUUUUUGUGACAAGUGUGGCUAAUAACUAUGUAUAUGCCUUGCAUGUACCAUCCACAUUACAUAUGAUAAUUAGAUCAGCAACAUCCCCUGCAAGUACUCUAGUCUCAUGGUAUGCCAAGAAUAAAGUCCCUAAGGUGACAUCUAUUAUUGGAUCAGUUCUGAUCAGUUUGGGAGUAGCAUUAGCUAUGUAUGGUGGUGCUACCGUCAUUGAAAAUCAAGGAAGUUUCAUACAUUGGUGCCUUGGUGUUAUAAUAUUACUGUCUACGUUAAUAUUGGGAGCAUUAACUGGACUACAACAGGAAAUUUUAUAUACAAAUUAUGGAAAACAUCCCGAUGAGAUGCUGUUCUUCACUCAUUGUAUACCACUGCCCUUGUUUUUAUCAAUCUACCCGCAAUUAAAAAACAUUGCCUUGUCUAUGUCAAGUGAUUUAUGGUUAAUUCUUGCAUUAAAUAUUGUUUCUCAGUUCUUUUGUGCUCAUUCCGUCCACGAUUUAGCAACUAAGGAGAAUUCUGUUACUGUGACAUUUAUAUUGACGAUAAGAAAGUUUAUAUCUUUGUUAAUAUCAAGUAUAGUAUUUAAGAAUAAUUUAACAAUUUUACAUGUGUUGGGUACUAUUUUAGUUGUUGUUGGAACAUAUAUUUAUUUUGAUUGCUUUGAAAGCAAAAAGCAAAGACCAGUUAGUUUAAAAGAUGAGUGAUUUAAGGCUGUGAAUUUGUGUGCCUUUUAAAAUAUUUUAUAUUAGAUGAAUAUGUGCUUGUAUUUUUUUUUAUUAAUUUAUAUUCUGUAGCCAAAUAUAAUGAAAUGUUAUGUGCAUUAUUUUUAGACUAAGAGAACUCUGUACUUAUGCAAACUACUACUUUAUUGAAGAAAAUUUUGCAUAAAUGUGAAUCUCUUAUAUAGGUUUAAUGAACUGCAAUGUGGAAAAUCCGUCCAAAAGUAUGUGUAUAAUUAUAUAUAUAUAUAUUAGAAAAUUGUUGAAUUUAUAUACAUGUUUUACAAUUUA
Papilio xuthus (Asian swallowtail) is the source of this 1303-nucleotide messenger RNA. Its product is annotated as UDP-xylose and UDP-N-acetylglucosamine transporter. The record is from RefSeq and is a predicted model, not a curated record. The transcript is spliced from 4 exons. Gene Ontology annotation, molecular function: UDP-N-acetylglucosamine transmembrane transporter activity; UDP-xylose transmembrane transporter activity. Bases 86 to 997 code for a protein of 303 amino acids. NCBI's taxonomy places the organism in Eukaryota, Metazoa, Arthropoda, Insecta, Lepidoptera, Papilionidae. Gene Ontology annotation, biological process: UDP-N-acetylglucosamine transmembrane transport. Gene Ontology annotation, cellular component: endoplasmic reticulum membrane; Golgi membrane.